GUCUAUGAUCUCCGUGUUUGGUUCACGCCCUUAUAGCCACACCACAACACUGCCGUCAUUGUUGCGUCAAGCACUGGAGAAGGAAGAAGAGAGACGGUGGAUCAGUGAUGGCACACACGCCCUUAACACGCUGAACACAUCGUCACAGCUGCAAGAAGAGACUGUUGUGGAGGAGAUCUCCCAUCACCCACCACCACCGCCACCACCGCAGCCAUGGCCCGGCGUGGAGGCUGUUGCAUGUACUUCAACAUAAUCACAGCCAUCAUCGGAGUGGCUGCUGGUUUUUCUGCCUUUGCCGUUUUCUUCUUUCAAUUUGAGAACCGUCAGGCAGGGAUGUGGGCCUUCGUCUCAGGUGUGUUUGCCAGCACAACGCUCUUCAUCCACAUCCUGUACAAAAGACACGCCUUGGAGUUGUGGUACACACCCGAGAACCUUCAGCAGAUCAGAACGCUGGGCCUGAUGGGCUUGUUGGCUGGCCUGGCAGGGGUGGCGACAUACAUUGGAAUUGCAUCAUCAAAGCAAGAAGACUUCCCUUCCAUGAAGAACAUCAGCUCCAAUCACUACUUCAUGGCCAUCUGGGCCUUCCUGACGCUGAAGUGGGGGGCCUCGCUUUUCGGUUUCUCACAUUUCUACCGCAGAAAGCUCCUAGAAGAGUACCACCCUCUCCUGGCCUAAAUGCUGAUAGGGUGUUUUUUUGUUGUUUUGGUGGGAAAUUACUGCACAUAUUAUCUAUAUAUUUUAGAUUGUACAAGAAUUUUUUUUUAAAUCUGUCCAUUACCAUUUAAGCCAGGUGGUUGUUAUAUAGUAUGAUUCUAUGAUUGUGAUGCAAGGUGAUAGAAUAGGGUGAGGUGCUAUUUGUAUAGUACUGUAAAGCUGUUAUAUCAAAUCUUUUUAUAAUUGAUUCUAUUGAAUUUGCUCACACAGUCUGAUAUUUGCACACUAAACGGGCUGUCUAUAACGGUGAUAUUGGCCAUACAGAGAGGCUCAACAGUUCUGCUUUUACAGCCCAGACUCAACAGACAAGGUGCUGCUCUAGCCUGUCCUGUGGUGUAGAUCAGUGUAGGAAGGUGGUAGUAUGAGGACCAUGACAGACUGCUGAUAUUAUAAUUAAAAUAAAUAUAUAUAGCAA
Eriocheir sinensis (Chinese mitten crab) is the source of this 1129-nucleotide messenger RNA. RefSeq names its product heme transporter hrg1-A-like. Gene Ontology annotation, biological process: heme transport. The transcript is spliced from 4 exons. Bases 214 to 675 code for a protein of 153 amino acids. NCBI's taxonomy places the organism in Eukaryota, Metazoa, Arthropoda, Malacostraca, Decapoda, Varunidae. The record is from RefSeq and is a predicted model, not a curated record. Gene Ontology annotation, molecular function: heme binding; heme transmembrane transporter activity. Gene Ontology annotation, cellular component: lysosomal membrane; plasma membrane.